Impatiens glandulifera is the source of this 821-nucleotide messenger RNA. Its product is annotated as reticulon-like protein B11. Bases 1 to 708 code for a protein of 235 amino acids. Lineage: Eukaryota; Viridiplantae; Streptophyta; Magnoliopsida; Ericales; Balsaminaceae. The record is from RefSeq and is a predicted model, not a curated record. The transcript has 6 exons.
AUGAGUCGAAUUUCUGUACAUCAAGCUCUAGGCGGUGGUGCAGCUAGGUUAUUUGUUGUCUGUCAAGAGGGUUUCAUUAUAUAUUAUUUCCACUUGCACGAUCUAUCCACGGUUCAUUUAUUUAUUUAUUGUUUUUUAUUUCGAUCAGUUGCCGAUGUAUUGCUGUGGAGGAGAAGGGUUGGAAGUGUUUUCUUAUUAGCAGGUUCCACUUCCUUGUGGUUACUCUUUGAGUGUGCCGGUUACAAUCUCCUCACUUUUGUUUCAAAUAUUAUGUUAUUUCUCGUUUUCAUCCUCUUCUUUUGGGCUAAAUCCGCUUCACUUCUAAACAGACCACUGCCUCCACUUCCUGAUCUUGAUAUAUCUGAGGAAUCAGUUUUGAAGCUUGCUGAUGCAAUUCAUCCAUUAGUCAAUCGUGCAUUGUCGGUUGCUCGAGAAAUUGCAGUUGUUGGGGAUCUAAAGUUCUUUCUUCAGGUUGCUAUUGGCCUCUGGGUGAUAUCUUUUCUUGGUAGUUGCUACAGUUCUCUAACUAUUGUUUACUUUGGAAUAAUUCUCAGUUUAUCGGUGCCUAUGUUGUAUGAUAAGUUUCAAGAUCAAGUUGAUGAUAAGUUGAGUAUAGCUCAUAGAAUCAUUGAGGCACAAUACAUGAACCUCGAUGAUAAUCUAAGAAAGAUUCAGUUGCAACUCAAAAAGGAGAAGAAGAUUCAAUAGGAAAAUUUGUAAGCCUCUUUUUGUUUGAAAUGCAUGUUCAUAUUACAUUUGUUACUAUUAUAUUCAUCAUCUUAAAGUUAAAAGUAUGCUCAUCAUCCAAUAUUUGUUUAUUU